Lachancea meyersii CBS 8951 is the source of this 2679-nucleotide messenger RNA. NCBI's taxonomy places the organism in Eukaryota, Fungi, Ascomycota, Saccharomycetes, Saccharomycetales, Saccharomycetaceae. The record is from the annotation of a GenBank genome assembly.
AUGGAGGGACUCAAUCAUAGUCUUUCCAGUCUGGAACUGGACCAAGGCCCGGUGGCCACUGGGACCAGAAAAACAAGUCGAAGACCCAAUCGCGCCUUUCAUACUUUUGAUUCUGGUGUUCAAGCACCAUCUUUCCCGGGUAUUGAAACUAACGCGCCAUCACCAAUUGGCCAGCAUGUCAAUUCCACAUUUUCGUCUCCUGCACCUGCACCAAAUAGCCAAUUUGCUGGAGCGGAAUCGCCAAGUUUGGUGACAUCCCACUAUGUGCCCAGACAAAGGCUUGACGACCAAGCAGCAUACAUCGCGCAGUCUUUUGUCACUUCUAGAGACUCUGUUCCACCUUGUGCAACUACGCAGUACUACUGUGUCGAUCAAGGCUCUAGUGAUCCGCGUAAGAUGGGUCUCACCAUGUACAACGUCCCUCGGAAUGAGCAGAUCCGUUCAGCGGCAAAAUUGCCUAUGGGGGCCGUUCUCCAGCCGUUUGCAAGCUCUUCUCCUGGUGACGACGUUCUGCAGGUUGACGUGUCAAGAACGAGUGGUCCUUUGAGGUGCAGGAGGUGCAGAUCAUACGUGAAUCCAGCAUAUUCAUUCACCUUUGAUUCGAAGGCCAUUUGCAAUUUUUGUAAAGUCAGCACGCAAUUGAGCGAGGAUUACACAGCUCCUUUGACGCCCAACGGCAUGAGGUCGGACAUUCACGAAAGGCCGGAGCUUUCGAAGGGCACCGUGGAUUUUCUGGUUCCCGAUGUCUAUAACUCCAAGGGAGCCAAAGUCAAUGUUCCAUUGCACUACGUUUUUCUCGUGGAUAUCUCUACGAUGUCUAAUGAAAACAAAAGCUCUUUGGUGAUGGUAGAGGGUAUUAGGGCUUGCAUCGAACACAUUGCAAAAGAGCAGCCAAACUGUAAAAUUGCCAUUAUGGCCUUCGAUAAAGAAAUCCGAUUUUUCAACCUCCGGAAAGAGCUCAGUCAGGCUCAAGAGUACAUUGUCAGUGAUCUACAGGACGUGUUUUUACCGAUGUUCAACGGGCUUUUCGUUAGGCCAGAGGAAUCCAUGCACGUCAUUCAAGAUACGCUUUGCAAAAUAAUUGCAUAUAUCGAGGACAACAAGUUCUCGCAUCAUUUCGAGGCAUGUUAUGGAUCUGCCCUACAGGCCGCCAAAUUGGCCAUAGACACCAUAACUGAGGGACAAGGAGGUAAGAUUUUGGUCAGUUUGGGUUCCAAACCAGCACACGGCGUUGGAAAUCUAAGAUUGAGAAAAGAAGAAGCCUUGAAGAAGACACUUAAAUGCGAAAACGAUUUUUACUUGAAGCUAGGUCAGGAAUUUUUAAAGUCUAGUAUCUCGUUAGACCUGUUUUGCACAAGCUCUGCAUUCAUGGACAUGGUUUCUGUUGGACAACCUGUGAGGGCGACGUCUGGAUUUUUGAAAUACUACCCCAAUUUUCAUUUGGAGAAAGACGAGUUUACUUUUGUCAAUGACAUUUUGCACAGCGUAGCUAAUACGAUCGGCUAUAAUGCACAAUUGAAAGUCCGGUGCUCUGCUGGACUCUCGAUCUACAAUUACUACUCUGAGUCCGUGGACAACUCGAGCCGAGAGCCACUGAUACCGGUCAUUCACCAGGACACGACUUUAAGCGUGCUUUUCAAAUACGAAGGUCAGCUAGCGGUUCCCGAGGACGUUCACUUCCAGUGUGCCGUGUUGUAUACAGAUUUGAAUGGGGUGAGAAAAGUGCGCACCUUGAAUGUAUCCGGGGCUGUCAGUGAAAACAUCCAUGAGGUUUUCAAAUUCGUCAACCAAGACGCCGUAAUCAGCAUAAUGGUUCACGACCUGUUAACGACUUUGGGCGACUGCAAUUUUGUGCAAAUGCGGAAGACCAUUGAUGGAAAAGUCAUUGAUGUGUUGACACAAUACCGUGGCUUGGUGUCGGGAUCGCCAUCGAGCCAGUUGGUGCUACCAGACUCGCUCAAAACCAUGGCAGCCCACUUGCUUUCUUUCGAGAAAUCUGAGCUGAUGAAAAACAAUAGCAGAUCUGCGAACGGGAACGCACGAGUUCACGAUCUAUUCCAAUGGCUGACCAGCCCUCUGCCUCAAAUGCUGUACAAACUAUACCCUCAGAUUCUCCCAUUGCACGAGCUUUUGCAAGAGACAGACUUUACAUUUGCGGAUGAAAACGAUCUCUUGCUGCAAGCUAUGGCCUCAGAACUAUUGUGUGUGCGUGCGGCACGUCGCGAGCUCGUAGACGGUGGAUGCUGUUUGAUUUUUGACGGCACAACGGCAUUUUUAUGGUUAAACGAAAAUACCAACAAGUUGCUCCUACGCGAUCUAUUGAACGUUCAUGAUACAAAUGCAAAACCAGAAGAGGUGGCGCUUGUGGGCAAUUGUCUGCCCACGGUUGACAGCAUAAUCAACACAAAGGCCCGCAAUGUUUUGCAGAACUGGCGCCAAAUGGUGGGGCGGACGUACGUGCCAGUGGUGACACUGCGGCCACAUGUGGAUGCACAUUAUUCGCACACCAUGGCGGCGCUGCUGUGCGAAGACAAAUCGAUUGAGAUGGUUGAGAAUUAUGAUAAUUAUCUGGUUUCGCUGCACAAGCAAAUUCAGGCCCGACUGGCCAACGAUAAUUUCACAAAAAUUUCGAGCGCGCGGGAUCACGAACAUUUUGGUCAGAAGUUUAUACAAUUUUGA